Messenger RNA from Phragmites australis (common reed), 1679 nucleotides. RefSeq lists its product as uncharacterized. The coding region runs from base 210 to 1664 and encodes 484 amino acids. The record is from RefSeq and is a predicted model, not a curated record. NCBI's taxonomy places the organism in Eukaryota, Viridiplantae, Streptophyta, Magnoliopsida, Poales, Poaceae. The transcript is spliced from 2 exons.
GUUAGGAACUAGGUAAGAAAUUUCCUCUGCCUUUCUCGCUACUUUCCUUGCCAUUUCUAAAUAGCCUGCUACUGCUAUGUGUAGAAAUAGGUAGGAACUAUCCUCUGCCUUUCUCGACACUUUCGUAGGAAAUAUCAUCUGCCUUUCUCGCUACUUUACUAUGCGUAGAAAUAGGUAGGAACUAUGGUCGAUUAGCUCGUCACCCAAUAAUGGCGGAAAUGGUGGGAGUGGUGGCUUCGGCCGUUGCUCAGGAGGGCGUGAGCGGAGUGUCAUCGUACAUCUCAAACAAGUUGGAGGAGAAGGCGUCCGCAGGGCACGGCAUCCAGAGGCUCGAGAUGCUACUCUCUCAGGUGGAGUUUGUUCUUGAGAGGACCGGGAAGGUGCCAAUCACAUACAUCUCGCUGCUUCGUCGCAGGAAGGUGAUCGAGCGAGCCUACAACGAGGGCACAAGCUUGCUCAACAAGCACAAGCACGGUAUCGGACAAGAGGUAACGCGAUCCUCCGUCCCCUUCCUUGAACGGAUUAUUGGGCGUGCAAGAAAUUCCUCCAUGUCAUCUCUUCUUGGCUUGAGCAAGGAGGAGCACUUGAGUUCGUCCGUUGUCCGAAGGUACGAAUGGCUCGCAGAUUGUGCUGAAAAGUUUGUGAUAGACGUGGAGUCCGGCUGUCCACUCCGGAACGGCGGCAUCUUUCGCUACCCUCUUGAAAGGCAUCUUCUUGAAGGGAAAACUCUCAUGCAUAAAAUGGUGAGAGGAAGCCAAUCACGCUAUAUUUGCAUAUGGCCCGUAUGUUCGGAAGGGCGUGGCGUAGAGGUAGAGCUAGUUUACAGCUACGAGGAUCGUAAGAUGCCAGCAAAAAAUUUAAAUCUACAACUGUAUCUACGAAUCUCUCAAGGUACAAGCAUAGUUGAGACUGCUAUUAGGUGCUUGCAGUUACUGGCAUCCCAAUUCAAUUUUGUGACUGAAUCCACGAUAGGAGAAGAAAUCACUCUGCUAUCUAGUUUACAAGACAUUUCCCAUUCAUAUGCUGCUCCGUUGGGUCAGCAUGAAGAAUAUAUUGUAAGAGUUACAGAAGGCUGGCGCCCAGAUCCAAUAUGUUGCGCUAACAACAUUGUCUCGUCAGAGUCAUCACACGGAGUUCCAGAGCCAGUUAUUUUAAUCAGUUUCAGUUGCUGGAUUUCAGCGCGGGAGUACAUGUUGCAUAGCUCAACCGAUGAAGUAGUGGGCAUAAACGCACCACUUCUUUAUCUGCAAUUUUCCAUCGCGCCUCAUAUCUCGGAUGCAGGCCCGCCGGGUAUUAGCCUUAUGUCUGAAGAAUACGAACAUAUAAAUGGUAGUGGCAUGCAACUUAUGGAGGAGAUGGCAAGAUCAAAGGCAAUCGACUGCUUGCUCCGCCAGCCAGGGCUAGCGAGGGGCGAAACGAUAUGUCUACCAGAAGUAGAAGAUGUUGUCUACAAAGCAGAUGCUUCUACAAAAACCCAAACACAUGACCGGUUAAGGAGCAGGGCAAGGCUGUGGCGGCAGCCAAGGAGGCUCCAAAGCUCCACAUGCUUCAAACCUUGUAUAUUUAAAGGUAGAAAUAAAACUAAAUUUCAAACACUUUUGAGUUCCAAGUGUUUGCGUGAAAGGAAUGGAACUAGUACUGGGCAAUUUGGUUCAUCGACUUGAGUAUUUUCCAGUUCC